Molecule: messenger RNA, 1447 nt
Organism: Brachypodium distachyon (stiff brome)
Lineage: Eukaryota; Viridiplantae; Streptophyta; Magnoliopsida; Poales; Poaceae
Product: protein STRICTOSIDINE SYNTHASE-LIKE 6
Exons: 4
Coding region: 171-1283 (370 amino acids)
Biological process (GO): biosynthetic process
Molecular function (GO): strictosidine synthase activity
Source: RefSeq, a predicted model, not a curated record
CGUGACAAAGACAUACACCUUACACGUACGCCUGCUCACUGCUCAGCUCACACAGGAAGAAGCAGCUAGCUAGCCUGCUUCCAUACGUGCAAGGGUCUCUCGAUUCUCUCCCUGCUUCGAUCGGCAGGGCACGUACUGCACGGCUCCCCGGGCAACAACCAGUCUUCGCCAUGGCGACGGGGUUAGGAGUCCUCACGAAGUCCGUGCUGCUGGUGCUGGCGCCGGUGCUCAUCUCCGUGGUGCUGUACAGCCCCAAAGACUUCUCGCCUGCGGCGAUGCCGCCCGAGUACAGUUUCGGCGCCGACGACGUGUCCGUGCCCGCGUCGCGGCACGACGCGCGCGCUCUGGACACGAGCGAGCGGGUCGGCGAAGGGCUGCUCCCGGGCCCCGAGGACCUGGCGUACGACGCCGCCGGCGGGUGGCUCUACACGGGGUGCGCCGACGGGUGGGUCCGGCGGGUCAGCAUGCCCGGCGGGGCCGUGGAGGACUGGGCGUACACCGGGGGCCGCCCGCUUGGCGUCGUACUCGCCGGCGACGGCGGCCUCAUCGUGGCGGACGCGGACAAGGGGUUGUUGAAGGUGAGCCCGGAUAGGGAGGUGGAGCUACUCACGGACGCAGCCGAGGGCUUCCGGUUUGCGCUGACCGACGGCGUGGACGUGGCUGCCGACGGCAUCAUCUACUUCACCGACGCGUCCUACAAGCACAGCCUCGCAGAGUUCAUGCUGGACAUCCUCGAGGCACGCCCCCACGGUCGGCUCAUGAAAUUCGACCCCUCCACGCGUCAGACCACCGUGUUGGCGCGCGAUUUCUAUUUUUCCAAUGGCGUCGCCCUUGCGCCCGAUCAGAGCUCCCUCAUCUUCUGCGAGACUGUCAUGAGGAGGUGCUCGAGGUACCACAUAAGGGGCGACAAGGCCGGCACGGUGGAGAGGUUCAUCGAUCGUUUGCCUGGGUUUCCCGACAACGUCCGCUACGACGGCGACGGCCGCUACUGGAUCGCGCUCUCCGCGGGGAGAACACUGCAAUGGGACGUGAUGAUGGGGUCGCCGCUACUGCGGAAGCUGGUGUACUUGGUGGACAAGUAUGUGGUGAUGGUGCCAAAGAGCCUGGAACGUGCGGGGACAAUAAGCGUGACGCUAGACGGGACCCCGGUAACCAUGUAUUCCGACCCCGGUCUCGCGCUCUCCACCGUCUGGCUCAAGGUCGGAGAUUACCUCUACUAUGGAUCGCUCCACAGCUCCUACAUCAGCAGGAUUGACCUCACAAAGUCAUCCAUUGAGGCCUAGGUGUGCUCGGUUGUUUCUUCCGGAUAUGAUAGCGAACUUUGUGUGUGAUUUCUUUGCAAGCAAAAUAGGCGCAGUUUUUUGUACUAUACAACACAACACGCAUUAUGAAAGUGUGGAUCACUUUUCACCAUUUGAGGUUAUAGAAACUCUUUGACGACGCAAAA